AUGAAAUAUGAGGGUGUCGAGAGCCGCGGCGCGGCGCUGCUCCUCCGCCUACAGCUGCCGUCCUGUCCUCUAUCUCCUAUCCCCGUAUGGGCGCGCACGCGCACCCGCUCUUCAAAGCCAGAUCGCAGCACAGGAAAGGAGCCGGACGAGGAAGAGGCGAUGGGCGCGCGCAGCUCCUUUCUCCUCGCCCCGUCCACACAUGCCCGUCCGCUCUUCACAGCCAAACCGCCUUACGAGGACGCGCGCACGCCGGCUAGCUCUCCACCGCCAGAAUGGCCCCAAGGGUCAGUGUCAACGAUGGAGAGCGGUGGGGGCGCGCACCUCCGUGUUACCCCGAUCCACGUCCGCUCUUCCCCGCUCCCCAUCGCCACACGGGACGACUCCGCUAACGAAGAGCCGGCGGCGAGCGCAACCCCUCCAUUCAUACCCCAGUCUACACGCGCGCUCCCUCUUCCCCGCUAG
Molecule: messenger RNA, 462 nt
Organism: Gloeophyllum trabeum ATCC 11539
Lineage: Eukaryota; Fungi; Basidiomycota; Agaricomycetes; Gloeophyllales; Gloeophyllaceae
Exons: 2
Coding region: 1-462 (153 amino acids)
Source: RefSeq, a predicted model, not a curated record